Molecule: messenger RNA, 339 nt
Organism: Nematocida homosporus
Lineage: Eukaryota; Fungi; Microsporidia
Exons: 1
Coding region: 1-339 (112 amino acids)
Source: RefSeq, a predicted model, not a curated record
AUGGACGAACUAAACCAGAUUCUUUCCUCUACUCCCAAGAAUAUAUCCAAGUCAUCUAAGUCAUCUAAGUCAUCUAAGUCAUCUAAACCAUCCAGCACUAACUCAAUACCCAACAAAUCCAAACAUACUCUUAUGACGUCAUCCAAUCUUAAUAAUACUAACAAGUCCAAUUCAAAUCUACAAAACAGUAACUCAUUCAGUAUUCGAGGUACUUCUAAAUCCAAUAUCGAAACAACCUACACAACCGACGGACUACGAGUCUAUACCGAAGACGAACUUAAACUAGGCCGGAGUUUAGGAACCCCUGCAUGUCCAUUUGAUUGCCAGUGUUGCUUUUAG